AACGCAGAUCCGUCCCACCAUGCGAGGGCUUAUAUGCAAGUCAUAGCCUCUGAGUUAAUACUUAUUGUUUCGUGCUUAGGAUUGCGUUUAUUCUCGUAAUUAUGUUGCCGCAUUCACAAACACGCUUUGUAGUUCAGCGCGAGCGCCGACGUUCUUGGGCUUUAGUCUGUUCGGUAUUUCGAGCGUUAACUUGCCACGUGAGCCCGUUUGCAAUAUUGAGGGGUUAAGGAAAUACGCUCAACGGAGAGAGAGAUACAGGUUGCCUACAAUGACACAGAGCAAUGUUGUGCACUCAGUUAUUGCCAGACUGAAGUCCGUAUUCACAUCACAUCCCAUUCUCCUCUGACAGAGGCAGCUCUUCAGCCAUACUACGUCUUAACAGCUGGGGGAAAACCUAUUUUAUCUUCCAACUUAACCAGCUUCCAGGACACAGUAUCAGCGAGUUUUGUCAAAGAUCCAGGGAUGCUGUCACGGUUACUUCGUGGAAGGCAUUAGACGAGGGACCCACUCACAUGUAUUUUGACAGGCUUCAGAUAUACACGUUCUUCGAGGGAGAAAGGCGCUGCCAGACAGGCAGUAGGCUAGCAGUGACAGAGCGCACCCGUCUUCGCUCCAGAACAACUUUCCAUAAGAGUAGCCUGCAGUAAGCUAUAGCAUUCGUACUACACUCUGCGAAGCAAAAUACCGCUGUCCCGAGGAACAAGGCACUGUUUCCCUGAGAGGGAAGGCAAGAAGAUUGUUGAGCAGUCAGCAAGAUAUUCUACAUAAUCGUUCCACAACCCCACCACUUCUGACAAGGAAUUUGCCUCUUGCCUGUUGACUGUUGGCUUCCAUGGACCCCUGUUGCAGAGGAAUUCCAUGAACUCCCAGGAUGCAACGAGAAAACAGCGCAAGGAAUAGUGACAAGAAUCUGAGACCAAGUCCAAGCUUUCAUGACUGUUGCCAGCACCCGCUGUUUCCUAUGUAGACCCUGAGCCGGCGAGACUGGGCGGAGUCUACGGAGAGACGCGCACGGACGACCACUUAGCGCACGGACGACCGCUUAGCGCACGGACGACCGCUUAGCGAACGGACGACCGCCUUCUUGGCGCACGGACGACCGCCUUCUUGGCGCACGGACGACCGCCUUCUUGGCGCACACGAUGCCGGCAGGAUGGAAGUGAAGGAACGGCGGCCGUACUGCUCGCUGACGAAGACCAGGCGGGACGGCGAGCGCCGCUACGCGGGCCCCGCCGGCUACGUGGUGGACGGCGAGGACGGCCGCGUGCCCACCCAGAAGUCCUACAGCUCCAGCGAGACUCUCAAGGCCUUCGACCAUGACUCCUCCCGCCUCCUGUACGAGCACCGGGUGAAGGACAUGGUGCACAGGGAGGCGGAGGAGUUCGCCAGGCCAGGGCAGAACUUCACCCUCCGGCAGCUUGGGAUAUGUGAGCCGGCCACGCGGCGGGGCGUGGCCUUCUGCGCGGACAUGGGGCUGUCCCACCGCGGCUACCCGGCGGGAACGGGGGGCGAGGGGGACGCGGGGAGCGGGGGCGCGAUGUCGCCGGACCACGCCGCGCGCCUCUGGGCCCGGGGGGUGAAGUCGGGGCGCAGCUCCUGCCUGUCCAGCCGCUCCAACUCGGCGCUCACGCUGACCGACACGGAGCACGACAACAAGUCCGACAGCGAGGGCGGUUCUCCCAUGCAAUCCUCUUUAUCCAGCCCAUCAGUCAUUCAGCAUUCACAUUCCCAGCCUCCAUCACCCAAUCUCCAUGACAACCAGAGGCAGUUGCUAAGUAGUGACACCACCCAGCCAGUUCAUGAGUCUGACUCCGACGAAGAGUUCUCUGCCAGCGUGUUUUUACCUGUAACGCACGCAGGCCAAGGCCCCUCUUGUAAUGAGCAACCGUCCAUCCAUCCAGGCCAGUCCACGCUGCAGCCGGCCCCGCCCGCCCACAGGCAGCACCCGUCCGUCACCUCCCUGAACCGAAACUCGCUGACCAAUCGGAGGAGCCCCAGCCCGGCCCCCCCGGCCGUCUUGCCCGCCGAGCUGCAAACCACACCCGAAUCGGUCCAGCUGCAGGACAGCUGGGUCCUGGGCAGCAAUGUGCCUCUGGAGAGCAGGCACUUCCUCUUUAAGACCUCGACCGGGACCACGCCCCUGUUCAGCACGGCGACGCCGGGGUACACCAUGGCGACGGGCUCGGUGUACUCCCCGCCCACGCGGCCCCUUCCCAGGAACACCCUCUCCCGAAGCGCCUUCAAGUUCAAGAAGUCGUCCCGGCACUGCUCCUGGAGGUGCGCGGCGCUGAGCGCCGUGGGCGUGUCCGUCCUGCUGUCCGUCCUGCUGUGCUACUGCAUAGCCAUGCACCUGUUUGGCCUGAACUGGCAGCUCCAGGAGACGGAAGGCUACACGUUUGAGAACGGGCAGGUGAAGUCGGACGCCCCUCCCACGAACACGGCGACCGUGGUCUCGGCGGACAGCGGGAGACUGGGCGUGUUCCUGCAGGAGAACAACACCAUCGACACGGGGGAGGUGGACCUGGGGCGGCGGGCGAUGCAGGACGUCCCGCCAGGGGUGUUCUGGCGCUCCCAGCUCUUCAUCAACCAGCCGCAGUUCCUCAAGUUCAACAUCUCCGUGCAGAAGGACGCGCUCGUGGGGGUGUACGGGAGGAAGGGGCUGCCCCCCUCCCACACGCAGUACGAUUUUGUGGAGCUCCUGGACGGCAGUCGGCUCAUCGCUAAAGACAAGCGCAGCCUGGUCGAGCCGGAGGGCGGGGCCCGGAGGGCGCGGUCCGUCAACGUGCACGAGGCCGGCUUCAUCCAGUACCUGGACUCCGGAAUCUGGCACCUGGCCUUCUACAACGACGGGAGGAACACGGAGCAGGUGUCCUACAACACCAUCGUCAUCGAAUCCGUGAUGGAGUGUCCACACAAUUGCCAUGGAAACGGAGAGUGCCUUUCUGGCACAUGUCACUGCUUUCCCGGGCUCCUCGGACCGGACUGUUCGAGAGCCGCCUGCCCUGUGCUGUGUAGCGGGAACGGGCAGUACUCUAGGGGGCGCUGUCUGUGCUUCAGCGGGUGGAAGGGGAUCGAGUGCGACGUGCCCAACAGCCAGUGCGUGGACAGCAGCUGCGGGGGCCACGGCGUCUGCGUCAUGGGCUCCUGCGCCUGCAACACCGGCUACAAGGGCGACCACUGCGAGGAAGUGGACUGCCUGGACCCGUCCUGCUCCGCCCACGGGGUGUGUAUCCACGGGGAGUGCCACUGCAGCCCCGGCUGGGGCGGGGCCGCCUGCGAGAUCCUGAAGACCACGUGUCCGGACCAGUGCUCGGGGCACGGGACCUACCAGGCCAAGAGCGGGACCUGCACCUGCAACGCCAACUGGGCCGGCCCGGACUGCUCCGUCGAGGUGUGUGCGGCGGACUGCGGCUCUCACGGCGUGUGCGUGGGCGGAGCCUGCCGCUGCGAGGAGGGCUGGGCCGGUCCCGGGUGCGAGCAGAAGGCCUGCCACCCCCGCUGCACCGAGCACGGCUCCUGCAAGGAGGGCAAGUGCGAGUGCAGCCCGGGAUGGAGCGGGGAGCACUGCAGCAUCGCUCACUAUCUGGAUAAGAUAGUAAAAGCAGACAAGAUAGGAUUUAAAGAGGGGUGCCCCGGUCUGUGCAACAGCAACGGGCGGUGCACCUUGGACCAGAACGGCUGGCACUGCGUCUGCCAGUCAGGCUGGAGAGGGGCGGGGUGCGACGUCGCCAUGGAGACCCUCUGCUCGGACAGCAAGGACAACGAGGGAGACGGUCUGGUCGACUGCAUGGACCCCGACUGCUGCCUGCAGAGCUCCUGCCAGAACCAGCCCUUCUGCAGCGGGUCACCUGACCCCAGUGAUGUCAUCGGGCAGAGCAGCCAGCAGCCGCCCCCUCCCGCCAAGUCCUUCUACGACCGCAUCAGCUUCCUGGCGGGGAGGGACAGCAGCCACGUCGUGUCUGGGGACAAUCCCUUCAACAGGAGCCUGGUGUCCAUCAUCAGGGGUCAGGUGCUGACUGCGGACGGGACGCCUCUCAUCGGGGUCAACGUGUCCUUCGUGCACUACCCGGACCAGGGCUUCACCAUCACACGGCAGGACGGCAUGUUCGACGUGCUGGCCAACGGCGGGGCGUCUCUGACCCUGAGCUUCGAGCGCUCGCCCUUCCUCACCCAGUACCGCACCGUCUGGAUCCCCUGGAACGUCUUCUACGUGAUGGACACCCUGGUGAUGAAGAAGGAGGAGAACGACAUCCCCAGCUGCGACCUGAGCGGCUUCGUCAGGCCCAGCCCCCUCAUCGUCUCCUCCCCGCUCUCCACCUUCUUCAGGUCCUCCCCCGAGGACAGCCCCAUCAUUCCUGAGACACAGGUCCUUCAGGAAGAGACGGCCAUACCGGGGAGCGACCUCAACCUGGUGUACCUGAGCUCCCGGGCGUCGGGCUACAAGCCCGUCCUGAAGGUGACCAUGACCCAGGCCAACGUCCCCUUCAACCUGAUGAAGGUGCACCUGAUGGUGGCCGUGGUGGGACGGCUCUUCCAGAAGUGGUUCCCCGCCUCGCCCAACCUGUCCUACACCUUCAUCUGGGACAAGACCGACGCCUACAACCAGCGGGUCUACGGCCUCUCGGAGGCAGUGGUGUCCGUGGGGUUCGAGUAUGAAUCUUGCCUGGAUCUGAUUCUGUGGGAGAAAAGGACGGCGAUUUUGCAGGGAUAUGAACUGGAUGCAUCCAACAUGGGUGGCUGGACACUCGACAAGCAUCACAUACUGGAUGUGCAGAACGGCAUCCUGUACAAAGGGAACGGGGAGAACCAGUUCAUUUCCCAGCAGCCUCCAGUGAUCAGCACCAUCAUGGGCAACGGGCGUCGUCGCAGCAUCUCCUGCCCCAGCUGCAACGGGCAGGCGGACGGCAACAAGCUGCUGGCGCCCGUGGCGCUGGCCUGCGGCAUCGACGGCAGCCUGUUCGUCGGCGACUUCAACUACAUCCGCCGCAUCUUCCCUUCGGGGAACGUCACCAGCGUGAUGGAGCUGAGGAAUAAAGAUUUCAGACAUAGCAACAACCCGGCCCACAGGUACUACCUGGCGACAGACCCCGCCACGGGACAGCUGUACGUUUCGGACACGAACUCGCGCCGGAUUUACCGGCCCCGCGUCCUGACGGGGACCAAGGACCUGCUCCAGAACGCCGAGGUGGUGGCGGGGACCGGCGAGCACUGCCUGCCCUUCGACGAGGCCCGCUGCGGGGACGGAGGCAAGGCCACGGAGGCCUUACUCAUGGGGCCCAAAGGUAUUGCGGUUGAUAAGAACGGAUUCAUAUACUUCGUCGACGGAACGAUGAUUCGUAAAGUGGAUCAGAACGGAAUCAUCUCAACCCUCCUGGGGUCGAACGACCUCACCUCAGCCCGACCUUUGACCUGUGACACCAGCAUGCACAUCCGCCAGGUCCGUCUGGAGUGGCCCACCGACCUGGCCAUCAACCCCAUGGAUAACUCCAUGUACGUGCUGGACAACAACGUGGUGCUGCAGAUCACGGAGAACCGGCAGGUGCGCAUCGUGGCCGGGCGGCCCAUGCACUGCCAGGUGCCGGGCGUGGAGUACGCCACGGGCAAGCGGGCGGUGCAGACGGCGCUGGAGUCGGCCAGCGCCAUCGCCGUGUCCUACAGCGGCGUGCUCUACAUCGCCGAGACGGACGAGAAGAAGAUCAACCGCGUGCGGCAGGUGUCGACGGACGGCGAGAUCACGCACCUGGCGGGCGCGCUCUCCGAGUGCGACUGCAAGAACGACGCCAACUGCGACUGCUACCAGACGGGCGACGGCUACGCCAAGGACGCCAAGCUCAACUCGCCGUCCUCGCUGGUGGCGGCGCCCGACGGCACGCUGUACGUGGCCGACCUCGGCAACAUCCGCAUCCGGGCCGUCCACGGCAACAGGCCGGCGCUCAGCUCCGCCGGGUUCCGCGAGGUGGCGUCGGCCGCCGACCAGGAGCUGUACGUCUUCGACGCCAACGGCACGCACCAGUACACCAUGAGCCUGGUCACCGGCGACUACAAGUACAACUUCAGCUACAGCAACGACAACGACGUCACCGCCGUGACGGACAGCAGCGGCAACACGCUGCGCGUGCGCCGCGACCCCAACCGCAUGCCCGUCCGCAUCGUCGCCCCCGACAACCAGGUCAUCUGGCUGACCAUCGGCACCAACGGCGGGCUGAAGAGCCUCACCGCCCAGGGCCAGGAGCUGGUCCUCCUCACCUACCACGGCAACAGCGGCCUCCUGGCUACCAAGAGCACCGUGAUCGGCUGGACCACGUUCUUUGACUAUGACAGCGAGGGUCGUCUGACGAACGUUACCUUCCCGACCGGGGUGGUGACCAAUCUGCACGGAGAGAUGGAGGGGGCCAUCACGGUGGACAUCGAGACCUCCGGGAGGGAGGAGGACAUCAGCAUCACCACUAACCUCUCAUCCAUCGAUUCCUUCUACACGCUGGUUCAAGACCAGCUGAGGAACAGCUACCAGGUGAGCUACGACAACUCCCUGCGGGUCGUCUAUGCCAACGGGAUGGACACGCACUACCAGACGGAGCCGCACAUCCUGGCGGGCGCCGCCAACCCCACCGUGGCGCGCCGGAACAUGACGCUGCCCGGGGAGAACGGGCUGAACCUGGUGGAGUGGCGCUUCCGCAAGGAGCAGACCCGGGGAAAGGUCAUCGUGUUCGGCAGGAAGCUGCGGGUAAACGGAAGGAACCUUCUGUCUGUCGACUACGACCGGACGUUGCGGACGGAGAAGAUCUACGACGACCACCGCAAAUUCCUCCUGAAGAUCAUCUACGAUGCCUCGGGUCACCCCACGCUGUGGGUGCCCAGCAGCAAGCUGAUGUCGGUGAACCUGACGUACUCCAGCACCGGCCAGAUCACCAGCAUCCAGAGGGGGCCCACCACGGACCGGGUGGAGUACGACGGCCAAGGCCGGCUCAUCUCUCGAGUCUUCGCAGACGGCAAGACCUGGAGCUACACCUACCUGGAGAAGUCCAUGGUGCUGCUGUUGCACAGCCAGCGCCAGUACAUCUUCGACUAUGAUUUAUUGGAUCACCUGUCGGCCGUGACCAUGCCGAGCGUGGCCCGCCACACCAUGCAGACGAUCCGCUCCGUCGGCUACUACCGCAACAUCUACACCCCCCCGGAGAGCAACGCGUCCGUCAUCGUGGACUACAGCGAGGACGGGCAGCUGCUGAAGGUCGCCCACCUCGGGACGGGCCGGCGGGUGCUGUACAAGUACCGGCGGCAGACCAAGCUGUCGGAGAUCCUGUACGACAGCACCCGGGUGAGCUUCACCCACGACGAGACCGCGGGGGUCCUCAAAACGGUCAACCUGCAGAGCGAGGGCUUCAUCUGCACCAUCCGGUACCGGCAGAUCGGGCCCCUGGUGGACCGGCAGAUCUUCCGCUUCAGCGAGGACGGCAUGGUGAACGCCCGCUUCGACUACACCUACGACAACAGCUUCCGCGUGACCAGCAUGCAGGGCGUCAUCAACGAGACCCCGCUGCCCAUCGACCUCUACCAGUUCGACGACAUCUCCGGCAAGGUGGAGCAGUUCGGCAAGUUCGGCGUCAUCUACUACGACAUCAACCAGAUCAUCUCCACCGCCGUCAUGACCUACACCAAGCACUUCGACGCGCACGGCCGGAUCAAGGAGAUCCAGUACGAGAUCUUCCGCUCGCUGAUGUACUGGAUAACCGUGCAGUACGACAGCAUGGGCCGGGUCACCAAGAGGGAGAUCAAGAUCGGGCCCUUCGCCAACACCACCAAGUACGGCUACGAGUACGACGUGGACGGCCAGCUGCAGUCGGUCUACCUGAACGAGAAGGUGAUGUGGCGCUUCAGCUACGACCUGAACGGGAACAUCCACCUCCUGAACCCCGGCACCAGCACCCGCCUCACCCCGCUCCGAUACGACCUGCGGGACCGGAUCACCCGGCUGGGGGACGUCCAGUACAAGCUGGACGAGGACGGUUUCUUGCGGCAAAGGGGGGCCGAGAUAUUCGACUACAACUCCAAGGGCCUCCUGGUGCGGGUCUACAGCAAAGGCAACGGCUGGACCAUCCAGUACCGCUACGACGGCCUGGGGAGGAGGGUUUCGAGCAGAACCAGUCUGGGCCAGCACCUCCAGUACUUCUACGCGGACCUGAACUACCCCACUCGGAUCACCCACGUAUACAACCACUCCAGCUCCGAGAUCACCUCCCUCUACUAUGACCUGCAGGGCCACCUCUUCGCCAUGGAGAUCAGCAGCGGGGAGGAGUUCUACAUCGCCUGCGACAACACGGGCACCCCACUGGCCGUCUUCAGCAGCAACGGCCUCAUGAUCAAGCAGGUCCAGUACACGGCCUACGGGGAGAUCUACUUCGACUCGAACCCGGACUUCCAGCUGGUGAUCGGUUUCCACGGUGGUCUCUACGAGCCGCUGACCAAGCUGCUGCACUUCGGGGAGCGGGACUACGACAUCCUGUCCGCCCGGUGGACCAUCCCUGACAUCACCGUGUGGAAACGAGUGGGCAAGGACCCCGCCCCCUUCAAUCUGUACAUUUUCCGGAACAACAACCCUGUCAGCAAGAUACACGAAAUUAAAGACUACGUCACAGAUGUCAACAGCUGGCUGGUGACAUUUGGAUUCCAUCUUCACAAUGCUAUUCCUGGUUUCCCCAUCCCCAAAUUUGAUCUGACUGAGCCGUCGUUUGAACUGAAGAAGAGCCAGCUUUGGGAUGAUCUGCCGUCCAUCUCUGGGGUCCAGCAGGAAGUAAUAAGACAAGCGAAGGCCUUCCUGUCCUUUGAGAGGCUGCCGGAGAUGCAGCUGAACAGGCGACGCGCCGGCAGAGAGAAGUCGUGGCUCUGGUUCGCCGCGGUCAAGUCCCUCAUCGGGAAGGGCGUCAUGCUGGCCGUCAGUCAGGGCCGCGUGGUCACCAACGCGCUCAACAUCGCCAACGAGGACUGCAUCAAGGUGGCGGCGGUCCUCAACAACGCCUUCUACCUGGAGAACCUGCACUUCACGGUGGAGGGGCGGGACACGCACUACUUCAUCAAGACCAGCCUGCCGGAGAGCGACCUGAGCGCGCUGAGGCUGACCAGCGGCCGCAAGGCGCUGGAGAACGGCGUCAACGUGACCGUGUCGCAGUCGACCGCGGCGGUCAACGGGCGGACGCGCAGGUUCGCGGACGUGGAGCUGCAGCACGGCCCGCUGGCGCUGCACGUGCGCUACGGCACCACGCUGGACGAGGAGAAGGCCCGCGUGCUGGAGCAGGCCCGCCAGAGGGCGCUGUCGAGCGCCUGGGCCCGCGAGCAGCAGCGCGUGCGGGACGGGGAGGAGGGGGCGCGGCUGUGGACCGAGGGGGAGAAGAGGCAGCUGCUGAGCGGCGGGAAGGUGCAGGGGUACGACGGGUACUACGUACUCUCCGUGGAGCAGUACCCGGAGCUAGCCGACAGCGCUAACAACAUACAGUUCCUGAGGCAGAGCGAAAUAGGGAAGAGGUAACAGACUGCUUUCCCAUUGGCUGCCAAAGAGACUUGCCCUUGGCCAAUCCCUUCGGAGGAGUUGGGGUGGGGGGGGGGGGUCGAGGAGGUGGGUGGCGGGGGUGGUGUGGUAUUUGGAAGCAACGCUGUGUGUUGUGGUACAUAGCUUCUACAGCAUAAAUGUAGAACGAAGAGAACUACUUUGGGCCUUGACAAGGCCGUGAAGCAGAUGUCUGUCUGUAGCACAACCUUGAUUUGGACUUUGGACCCUUCUUCGGAGGAAAGGAACUAAGGGAAGAAGUUGUUGUUUCUAAAGGCAAAACGUUUUUACAAUUGACCUUAAAAAGGGUAUCUGCUUCAAAAAAAAAAAAAAAAAAGAAAUGUGUUUACAUAUGCAUAUCACUGCACUCAGCUGGACUAAUAUGUAUAAAGCCUAUCAGUUUUCUUACUAGGCAAUGUCGAUUAUCAUGUUUGUUUUACCUUUACGAAUGGUUGACCUUUGCUUAUAAAAAGUAGUUUUGCUCUUAUUGAUUAAAAAAAAAAUUCAUGUCUCAGUAACCAGCCACAACUGGGAAAUUCUGCUGUGCAUAAAUUCAACUGCUUCUCCUGUGCUGCUUUCUAUAAGGACAUUGCCACCAGUGAGUAUCCAAUGUAUUCUUCAUUUUACAAACUUAUCUUGGUUUUCCUUCGGUUGGAGAGAAUGAACACGGUACACAAAGUAAAAAAAAAAACAAUAAAAAUCUACCAAGCAAAGGAAAACUCAAAACUUUUGUAAAUUUAUGUGAGACUGGUUCUUUAUGGGUUUUUUCUAUGAAUUCCAAAUUAACUGUUCAUCAAAUAUUAGUCUCAGAGGAAGUAAUUUAUGUAAAGUGUUUAUACAUUACAAAAUAAAAUCUUAAGAAUA
Anguilla rostrata (American eel) is the source of this 10402-nucleotide messenger RNA. Its product is annotated as teneurin-3. Gene Ontology annotation, molecular function: cell adhesion molecule binding; protein homodimerization activity; protein heterodimerization activity. Bases 1154 to 9520 code for a protein of 2788 amino acids. The transcript has 35 exons. The record is from RefSeq and is a predicted model, not a curated record. NCBI's taxonomy places the organism in Eukaryota, Metazoa, Chordata, Actinopteri, Anguilliformes, Anguillidae. Gene Ontology annotation, biological process: neuron development; heterophilic cell-cell adhesion; signal transduction. Gene Ontology annotation, cellular component: neuron projection; membrane.